GAGCUCUGUUUUCUUCGCUCUCCCAGCAGCGAUGAAACCAGAGGUGAAAGUCGAGACAUAAAACCGUUUGUUCGCGCUGAGAUAUAUUUUUGCCAGAGGCUAGCCUGGUGAGGUCGAAGCUCUCCGGUGGUUUUGUCGAAGACAUCUGUGUAAGACGGGAACCCGAGCAAGCUGAGAGAGACAGAAGUGGGUUUGUCGGCCCACUGCAGUCUGAAUCACCGGAGACUCGCCUCAUUGCUGGUUCAUCAUCGACGCAGUUGGCCCAUCGACGUGCGCAUCCUCUCGGAGGCAGAAAGCAAACGGGAAGGGACGGGACCCAAAGCCAGUGUUUGGCCCUCUGCCGCAGCCCCGAGGUGCGCUGCUUGGCAGGGCAUGCUAAAUAAUGAGCCAAAGGGACACACUGGUUCAUUUGUUCGCUGGAGGAUGUGGAGGUACAGUGGGCGCUAUUUUGACUUGUCCUCUGGAAGUGGUGAAGACCAGACUGCAAUCCUCUUCCAUCACUCUCUACAUCUCUGAAGUCCAGCUCAGCACUGUUAACGGAGCCAGUGUGGCCCGUGUCACUCCACCAGGCCCUCUGCACUGUCUCAAGUUAAUUCUAGAGAGAGAGGGGCCGCGUUCACUUUUCAGAGGAUUGGGACCCAACCUUGUAGGUGUGGCACCUUCCAGGGCGAUCUACUUUGCGGCCUAUUCAACAGCCAAGGAGAAGCUGAAUGGGGUGCUGGAGCCAGAUUCUACCCAAGUGCACAUGGUGUCAGCUGGGAUGGCAGGGUUCACCGCCAUCACAGCCACCAAUCCCAUCUGGCUGAUCAAGACCCGUCUGCAGCUGGAUGCCAGAAACCGGGGUGAGCGGCGAAUGAAUGCAUUCGAGUGUGUGCGGCGGGUGUACCAGAUGGACGGCCUGCGAGGUUUCUACAGGGGCAUGUCAGCCUCAUACGCUGGCAUCUCUGAGACUGUUAUCCAUUUUGUCAUCUAUGAGAGCAUCAAACGUAAACUGCUGGAGUCCAAGGCCCACGCCAGCAUGGACGAAGAGGACGAGUCUGUAAAAGAUGCCUCAGACUUUGUGGGCAUGAUGCUUGCAGCAGCCACCUCCAAAACCUGUGCCACCUCCAUCGCCUACCCUCAUGAAGUGAUCCGCACACGGCUACGAGAAGAGGGCAGCAAGUACCGCUCCUUUUUCCAAACUCUACUUACGGUACCCAGGGAGGAGGGAUACCGGGCUCUGUACCGUGGCCUAACCACACACCUUGUCAGACAGAUCCCCAAUACCGCCAUCAUGAUGUGCACCUAUGAAGUGGUGGUCUACCUGCUUGGCUGUUAGCCCACUAGGCGUAUCUCCUUCCUGUUUAAAGGGGGAGACAGUUAUCAAAUGACUGACAAGGAUCGCCUUUGGCAAGCGGGGAUGACAUGUCUAAAUGAAGACCAAAGGAAAACCGAAGAUACUCUUGUGGACCAGGAAAGGACAAAUGGAAAAAACAUGAAGAAAAAGGAAGGAGGAAAUUGUUAUCAUAUCAGCAUCACCACCUCCAGUUCCCUUUAUCAGGCUGCUGGAACAGAUAGAGGGCGAUAUAGGUCACAGAAGAGGUGAUAUGGGUGAGAGGGGGAGCUGACCGGAACGAUGCAGAAAACAGAAGGUACCUCUGAGGGAAAAGAGUUUAAGCACAUUUCAGUGGCCUUAAGAGAAAUGGUUUUGGUUUGCAUCCUUUGAGUGAAGAGCUCAAUACUGCAUUUUCACUCACAUAGAGAUGACAUUGUGAAGGGGAAUGCUUGGAGACAGCUGAACUUGGCAUAACUAAAUGUAGGUAAAUUUCAAUAAUCCAAGAAUCUCAACUUGGCACCAUCAGUCCACACCAGUCUGCUGUUGCUUCAGUGCUGUGAAACUACUGUAUGAUUAACUGAAUAGCAGUUAAAGAACGUUCAUUUAGGGUCGAAUGUGAGAAGGACGUUUUCAUUUCAAACAAAGAUGUGACUGGUUUUGAGUCACCUAAGCCCACCCAUCAUAACACUACAGAGAGUGUGGCUUCAAGCAUUCCCCUCUGAACGCUGCAGCCGACCCGCCUAUCCCCCCCGGUGGCCUGAAGUUCACGCAGGUCAGUCCAAGACAAUGAUGAGCUUGUGAUGGCCUGUCACUCAUAACACAUGCCUCAGACACUAACUAGUGUUUAUGAAGAGUAGGUUGAAAAGCUGACUUUAAUUCAGUGUUUGAUUAUAGCUCAAUGCCUGGCGGUGACAAGGUUUGGCUGAAGUUGGCCAGUGGCUUUGACAGUUUGCUGAAAUGUAAGAGAUUGCAAAGAUGGCCAGCUUCUUCCUGCGCCCAGUCACUGCUCAGGACCUACAAGUCUUGUGUGAAAACAUGAAACCAGUGUGUCCUUUCUGAGAUGUGAAGUGUGUGACUGUCCAAAAGGUACCAAGUAUCUAGCAUUAGAGUGCCGCUACUUGAAUAUAAUGUGACGGUGAGGGGGAAAUGUUGGAGUGGAAGAAUGUUGAUGGAGUUUCAUCAACACCCCAUAACAUGUUUGUGUGCGUGUGAAUGUGUAUGUGAGUCUUAACAUGUCACUUUCAUCCUGAUGGUCUAUGUUCAAGAGUCUGUGUGUAUGUGUGUGUGUUUGUGCAUCUGCUGUCAUGUGUGCCUGCAUGUAUAAUAAAUAUCUACUCCAGAUUUCCCUCCUCUAACUAUUAAUCUUGCAAGACACUGCGGGUGUGGAGAAGCUCCUGUACAAUACUGGGAGCUUUCAUUCCCACUCUCAUGCCAGUCCUUCCUUCCAGUGGCUUCCAUCUGACCUGAUAACAUGCACUUUUGUGGCCUUUCAGGGCUUGUGCUUUGCAUUUUAUUGUGUGGACAGUUUAAACUUGUACAUUGUAAAAGAAAAAAAGUAUUACUGUAUAUCAAAAUGGUAUUUUGCGCAACUGUUCUUAUAGCAGAUAUAUUGUACAGAUUAGAGUUCUCAGUAGUUGUAACAAAUGUCCAAAUGUGUUUAUAUAAUAUAGAUACUGUAUAUGCAUAUCAUCUGUUUUGUUUUUUUUCUUAGGCCCAGGUAUGAUCAUGCUCUAGUUUGCAUUUGCAAAUGAUUGUUUUCAUUUUUGUGCAAUUUAACCUUGUUUUGACAUGGGCUGUUAUCGUGAAUCUUGAAAUUGCUCGACUGAUUUUUUCAGUCAAGCAGUUGAUUCAGUUUUCACUUUUUGUUGUUUUGUUUCUGCAUUUGUAUGUUGCUGGAAGCUGUCAUGCAGACAUUUGUGCAUACAUGAAAGCUAACAAAAGCUGCAGUACAGAUACGUUCAUGUUAGCUUGUUGUUUGUGGUGGAGCCUUGGUUAGUCAUUUUACAGUGUUCAUAUAAAGUUUGGAUGUUUCCGUCAUUCCUGAUGUUUACAUUGAUCCUUAGUGUCUGUCAGAAUUAUUUUUUGGCUCUGCCUGCAACAUGUUUUGAAUAUCUAGAUGGAGGCGUUUUAAUGUGAGAGUUCAAGAACUGGAAUCUGUGCAGAGUGCCAUAGCGAGCUGGGAUUGUGAAAGACUAAAUGUGAGAGAUCUAAUCUGUUACCAAAGAGGUUGUCUGAGAGGCAGUAAAUGUAUUCCUUUAAGCUAUCAAAAAGUUCAAAAAGUUCACAUGGCA
Messenger RNA from Toxotes jaculatrix (banded archerfish), 3606 nucleotides. RefSeq names its product solute carrier family 25 member 36-A. Lineage: Eukaryota; Metazoa; Chordata; Actinopteri; Toxotidae. The transcript is spliced from 7 exons. The record is from RefSeq and is a predicted model, not a curated record. Bases 383 to 1318 code for a protein of 311 amino acids. Gene Ontology annotation, biological process: pyrimidine nucleotide import into mitochondrion. Gene Ontology annotation, molecular function: pyrimidine nucleotide transmembrane transporter activity. Gene Ontology annotation, cellular component: mitochondrion.